AUACAAUCACACUACUCCACAUAAAAAACACAAAGAAAAAGGUUUCUACUUUAUACACACACAAGCACACCCCAGUAAUCCAUAUAGAAAAAUCGCUAGAAGAAUCUAUGGAUACUCAGAAGCAGCAGUUAAAUAAUAACUCUAAUUAUAGUAGAGAAGUAGUUGAUGAAGAAGAAAACGUACCUCUUCCUGGGUUUCGUUUCCAUCCCAUGGAUGAAGAGCUUGUUGGAUUUUAUCUACGGAGGAAGAUUGAGAAGAAACCCAUCAGCAUCGAACUCAUCAAGGAGAUUGACAUCUACAAAUACGAUCCUUGGGAUCUUCCAAAAGGAAGUAAUGCGGGAGAAAAGGAAUGGUACUUCUUCUGUAGAAGAGGAAGGAAGUAUAGGAACAGCAUAAGACCUAACAGAGUGACCGGAUCCGGUUUCUGGAAAGCUACCGGCAUCGAUCGUCCAAUUUAUUCCGGCGACGGAUCAGUCUGCAUCGGUCUCAAGAAGUCACUUGUUUACUACCGUGGAAGCGCCGGUAAAGGCACCAAAACGGAGUGGAUGAUGCACGAGUUUCGUCUUCCUCCUUAUUCCGACAACCAAAUCGACGAUAAAUCCAUCGCUCCAGAAGCUGAAGUUUGGACGUUAUGUAGAAUUCUGAAGAGAUCUCCAUGCUACAAAAAAACAUUACCCGAAUGGAGAGAAGUAGCCACCAGAAAAUCACCACCGGUGGUUGAUACAAGCAGUGGAGACUCCGAUUACGAUAUGCAAAGCUACAUUAGCUUUCAAGCUCCUGUAAUCAAUGAUAACAAACCAUUUGCGAAUAAUCAUCUUCACCAACAACGCUAUGGGACGACAAACCAGGUGAUUAUGGGGCAGGUAACGAGGUCGACGUUGACAUCUGAGCCUCCAUCGACGACGGCAUCAUGCUCUAGCUUUUCCGGUCUAGAUGUGAAUGAGUUCAUUAAGCAUGGAGAUUGGGAAGAUUUAAGAACAGCUGUUGAUCAGUUUUCUACUGUCGAUCCUUUUAUCUUCAUGUAAUGAGGGGUUAUACAUUGUUCAUAUAGAAUCGUACAAGCUUGUAUCAGCUGCUUAUACUGCUUAUACUGUGCAAGUGCAACUCCUUCAUGUGUGACAUUUGUAGGUUGUACUGUACAACUAACUGAUACACGUGAGCUUCUAUGCUCAUUUAUUGUAAACUAUUCAUUUUGUAGCAGAAUAAUU
Messenger RNA from Lactuca virosa, 1208 nucleotides. The record is from the annotation of a GenBank genome assembly. Lineage: Eukaryota; Viridiplantae; Streptophyta; Magnoliopsida; Asterales; Asteraceae.